AUGCUGGUCCUCCCAGCAAGCUUACCUGAUCUCCCGACGGUAGUCCUCUACUGGACCAUCAUUGGGCUUCUAUUGAGGACGCUAUUUAUCUACUUUCGGGAUGCGCGCAACCGUAAAGUCCACGGGUGUGAACCCAUCGCCAAGCGUCACCAGUUGCCGCUUUGGGGACUCGAUGUGGCUCUUAGCCAGUUUCUCGCCUUGCGCGGUCACUACUUCAUCCCGUGGCUCGCCAAAAUGCAUAUCAAUAUGCCCAAAACCUUCAGCUUCACCUUUCUAGGAACGCGUCAAAUCUAUACUAUCGAGCCGGAGAAUCUCAAGGCGCUGACAGCUAUCAAUUGGAAGGACUUUGGUAUCAGUCCGAUUCGACGCAACUCUAAGGCCUCGAUGCCUUUUGCUGACAAGGGCGUCAAUACCGUCGACGGUGAGGACUGGGUCUUCAGCCGUUUUCUGAUCAAACCAUUCUUCGAUCGGAAGGUCUACACCAGCACAGACCGCAUCGCUCCCUUUGUGGAUCACUUCCUUCACCUCUUGCCUGAUGAUGGCAAGGCAUUCGAUAUCCAGCCUCACUUACAGCGUUGGUUUUUGGAUGUCACUACAAAGUUCAUAUUUGGCGAAGCCAUGGAUGCUAUGUCGCACCCCGAGCGGGCGAACAUCACUUGGGCCAUGCUAGACAUUCUACGUGGUGGGCGACUGCGAAUUCAGAUAUGGAGAUGCAUGUGGCUGCUCCGCUGGGGGUGGUGGUAUGAUGCUAUUACCAUUGUCCACGACUUCAUGAACGGGCACAUCCGUCAAGCGUACAGUGAGGUUCAAGAGCGAGAAGCCCAUAUUAACGCCAGCUUGGAAGUUGGACCUGAGCGUCAAGACCUUCUGUGGUACAUGGCCUCGAACUGUCGCGACGAAGAGGAGCUGCGGUCACAAUUGUGCCUGCUCUUUGUGCCGAAUAAUGAUACGACAUCUAUCUUCAUCAGUAAUUGCGUGUGGCAUCUCGCGCGCAAUCUGGACGCAUGGGAUAAGUGCCGUGAAGAGAUCGCAGCCCAUGGGGAUGCGCCUCUUACCUUCGGAGCUCUGCGCGGAUUGAAGUACAUCAACGGUGUUCUGAAUGAAACCCACCGUUUGAAUCCCAACAAUGUCAUCCAAGUGCGGCAGUGCCUAAACGACACCAUCCUCCCCGUAGGCGGGGGACAGGAUGGUAAAUCGCCGAUUUACGUACGCAAGGGAGAUAUUGUGCAGGUUACCAAGACGGUUUUGCACCGCGAUAAAGACUUUUGGGGGUCAGACGCUGAUGAAUUCCGCCCCGAGAGGUGGAUGGAUGAUGGGCUACGUCCGUUCUGGAACUUCGUCCCCUUUGGGGGCGGACCCCGACGUUGUCCUGCGCAAUGGAUGGUCACCACCGAGGCUUCGUACAUGUUGGCUCGCUUGGCGCAGGUCUAUCGACGUAUUGAACCUCGGGAUCCGGCUCCCUACACUGCAGUUAUGCGAAUUGGGCCUUCCAACAAGACUGGAGUUCAGGUAGCGCUUUAUAAAUGA
This is a messenger RNA of Penicillium taxi, 1527 nucleotides long. Its product is annotated as cytochrome P450. Bases 1 to 1527 code for a protein of 508 amino acids. Gene Ontology annotation, molecular function: iron ion binding; oxidoreductase activity, acting on paired donors, with incorporation or reduction of molecular oxygen, reduced flavin or flavoprotein as one donor, and incorporation of one atom of oxygen; heme binding. Lineage: Eukaryota; Fungi; Ascomycota; Eurotiomycetes; Eurotiales; Aspergillaceae. The record is from RefSeq and is a predicted model, not a curated record. The transcript has 3 exons.